Molecule: messenger RNA, 424 nt
Organism: Durusdinium trenchii
Lineage: Eukaryota; Dinophyceae; Suessiales; Symbiodiniaceae
Source: the annotation of a GenBank genome assembly
UUUUUUUCGACAGGGGUGGAUCACAUCAUGCUAAAAGACCCAGAGUUUGACAUCGCAGCCAUCAAGCGGUGCCUCGAGAGAGCCGAUCGGCUACGGAAGCGGAUGGGAGUGUUCAAGUUACAAAUCUCGUUUGGUAUUGCUGCCGGGCAGCUUCCAACGGGGGAUGCCGUUUUGGCAUGCAGCGGCGCGGCCCUGUCCAACAUGAUCGGCUUCUCAUGCAAAACUCUGCCACAAACCUUUGCCACACUUCAUCAGCUUACCCAUUUGGUCCUCGAGUUCACCAACCAAAACCUUGGAGACCAAGGAGCCACCGCAGUGGCCGAGAAUCUUGGAAAGCUCGUGAAUUUGAACCAUGUGGAUCUCGGAAAGCUCGUGAAUUUGAACCAUGUGGAGCUCGAUUUCACUAGCAACAAGCUCGGAGCCC